UUCAGGCGGGUAGCUAUGUGACAGAGAGGCUGCUGCUUUAUCCCGGACCCCCCGCGUCUCGGUCUCCCCCGUCCGCUCAGGAUGGACCCGAGGAGAGCUGAACCGGACCGCUACACCAGCAUCAACCCGGUAUCGCUGUACGGGGAAUUCACAGUCACUGGUAACCGAAAAGUCAGGUGUGCCGUGAGCUUGACCGAGAGCGACCUUAUCGUCCAGAAGCUCACUUCGGCACCUGUCGGGCGGAACAAGGUGGUGCUCAGCCUGAAGGACUGCGUCGGUUGCCGGGCUUACCGGGAGGAUGACAACGCGGACCCCGCAGCGUACUUGGCAGUCUACUUCUACCCGCUCAAACGCCGCUGGAUGAGUUCCGGGGUGUCGCGGCAGAGAGCGGAGCAGUGCUUUCGCCUCGCCGCGCUCCAGGACCCACGCGCUAACCUGGAGGAGGCGGAGAAGUGGGCUCGCGCUGUCCGAGAACGUUCUGCAAGGCAACGGUACCUAAGAGACGGGGUGUUGAUGAGCGAGUUGUCUCGUCCAAGCCGGAUGAUGCUGCUGGUGAACCCACAGAGCGGGAAAGGACACGCGCUCACACUCUACAACAACCACAUUCAGAGAAUGCUCAACGAGGCGGGAGUCACACACACUUUGGUCAUCACAGAGCGGCAGAACCACGCCCGAGAGCUGGUGAAGGAGGCUGACCUUUCACAGUGGGACGCUCUAGUCAUCAUGUCUGGAGAUGGACUCCUGUUUGAGGUGAUAAAUGGUUUGCUGGAGAGACCAGACUGGGAGGAGGCCAUCCGGACCCCGCUGGGUAUCCUUCCUAGUGGAUCAGGCAACGCCUUGGCUGCAUCGGUACAUCACUACACUGGAGCCUCGCCAGUGUCCAGCGAGGAGCUCCUGGUCAGCUGUGGUUUCCUGCUCUGUCAAGGACUCGUGGCCCACAUGGACCUGGUCUCCAUCCAUCUGUCCUCCGGCCUUCGUCUCUUCUCCUUCCUCUCGCUGGCCUGGGGCUUCGUGGCCGACGUGGACAUAGAGAGCGAGAAGUACCGUCACGUGGGAGCUGCCCGGUUCACUGUCGGCACGCUGGUGAGGCUGGCUUGUCUCCGCGUCUACAAGGGCAAACUGGCUUACCUGCCCGCCACCGAGGACUACAGCAAGGAGGAGGGUUUAGGAAAUAACAUGAAGCUGCACUGCAACAAUCAGGCGUCCUCCUUGGCUCUGGCCUCUCGACCGUCCAGAGACUCUCCCUGCCAGAACACCUUCCACAACUCCUGCCACUCCAACAACUCCCUCAAAGUGAGGAGGACGGAGAGCACGCCUUCUAGAAGCGCCACCAAACCCCUCGCCGGCCCGUCUGACUCCCUGCUGCUGCCUCUGGACCAGCCCCUGCCCAGCAACUGGGUGGUAGUGCCGGAGGAAGACUUCGUCCUCAUGCUGGCCAUGUACCAGUCCCACCUGGCUGAGGACCUGAUGGCAGCACCAGACGCCACCACAGACGAUGGAGUCAUCCAUCUCUUCUACGUCAGAGCAGGAAUAUCACGCACUGCGCUGCUGAGGCUGUUCCUAGCCAUGGAGAAGGGUGCACAUCUGAGUACUAACUGUCAACACUUGGUGCACACGAAGGUGCGGGCGCUCAGACUGGAGCCGUAUUCACCUAAAGGGAUAAUAACAGUAGACGGAGAGGUGGUGGAGUAUGGGCCGCUGCAGGCAGAGGUGCACAGAGGCCUGGGGAGAUUAAUCAGUGGAUGAACAAACACCAGCUUUCACCUCUGCUGUUAAAGGCCCAAUAAAAACAUUUUAGAAUUUCAAAUUAGAAAUGUGCAGGUACAGGAGCAAAGCAAUGGAUGUAACUCUCACUCACUGUUAUCUGCAACGUCAGCCUCUCAUCGGUACGCAGAAGACCCAUGUUUUAUGCUAUGAUAUGACAAACAAGUGCCACAUAUGGAGGCCCAAAGAGUUCAAUAUUAAAUAAAUUUGUCAAACGUUAUUAAAUGGAUAGAAUUAAAUUAUAAAUGCAGACAAGAUGCAUAAUAUAAUCAUCCAAUUUAAAAAUAACUUGAAACAUUUUUAUAUUGUUCUUUCAUUCUGCUUCUUUUCACAACAACAGUGUUUAUUUUAUGUCACACUGUUUGUUUUUAAUUCAAAGACAUAUUAUUUCAGAAAGUCUUUAUUGUCAGUCAAGAUACACUUUCAUGAUAUACCGGUACUGACGAUAACAGUGAUAUGUCAUGUUAAUAAUACAUAUCUGCUAAUAUGAUGAAAAUCAUGCAUCACCUGGUAAAUCAUUCCGUUUCUUUCCGUUUAUGCUUUGUCUCCCUCCCGCAACGCCAUUCGGUUGCCCUUUCACUAUCCAUUAAGUGCAAUUGCUCUUUUUGUGCAAUUUUGAACUUUUAUGAUGACAGACUCUCUCUUCACCCCACUACACUCAUAUUUUGAGUGCAAGUCAUUUGCCAAAAAGAGACAAAACACACAGUAAAGAAAGUUAAAGAUCAAUUUGACUGAUAGAAUUUUCCUUUUUUUCCCCUAAAGUUUCAAUAGAUAUACCAAAAAUAUCAUUAUCUUUUGGCCACAAUAAUCAUGUAGUGAAAAUCUGAUAUCAUGUCAGCCCUUUUCUAAAAUACAUAUACAUAUAUAUAUAUAUAUAUAUAUAUAUAUAUAUACACAUAAAUAUAAAUAAAUAUAAUAAUAUAUAAUUUUUUUAUGGUUAACAUGCACAUACAAAUAAAAAAUAAAAAUUUUAAGGACAUUUUACUUUGGAGAAGGAAAUUUUCAAAAAAGAAAAGAGAAAAAUGAAACAAAGUAAGGUUUUUUUCACAGUUUCAUGCCUGUGUUUAAUAUUGAACUCUUUGGGACUCCAUUGCCACAUUUGAGCUUACUGUAGAUGUGUUAGCAUCAAUUUACAAAUCAAACCAACACGAUUCAUCAUCUCAUGACGAAGUCUUUGGCCUCCAUGUGAAGUAAAACCAUCACCGUCUUCAGCCUCCAGUAUCUCAUCUUUACUAUCACUGCAUGGAGAAGGUUUCCUCUUUGUGCUGAAGCUGACGUAUCAAACUGAAUUACAGCAUCUUCAGCAACAGGAAAGGGUUGGAUUUAUGCCUUUAUGGUUCCUCUGCAGUACGUUGGAGAUUGUGUGUGUGUCUGUGUGUGUGUGUGUGUGUGAUGCAGUAAAUGUGAGGAAGCGGGGAUCUCAUCUUGGCCCUGGUUUUAACAGAGGCGAACAGGCUUUGUGACUGUUUAUCGACCACAGAGAGCCUCAAACACUCAAACUAAGAAUUAACUGACGCAGAGACCGACGAGGUGGGAAAGAGGUUCUCCAGAGAAAGUAGAUUUCAAUACCAAACUUGUGCAAAAUACCUCCUGGAACGUGCUGAACAUCUCAGACUGAUAACAGUGUUCAGUGGCUCCUGCAGCUCUCUGGACGGGUGAUUGAUGUGUUUUAGUGCCUCAGUGUGCUCCAAGGCUGCAUCCCUCCAUCCCUUUUUCCUCUUCUGCUUUCAUCCAUCCAUCCGCUGCUUUAAAGGGGACCUAUUAUGCUCAUUUACAGCUUCAUACUUGUACUUGAGGUUUCUACGAGAACAUGACUACCUGCUUUAAUGUUCAAAAACACUUUAUUUUCCUCUUACUGUCUGCUGGAACCUGUGUAUUCUCCCUCUGUCUGAAACACUCCGUUUUAGCACCUGUCUCUUUAAGUCCCCCCUCCUGAAUAAGCCCAGUCUGCUGUGAUUGGUUGUUAUUGCAGCUGGGGGAAUGACAGUAACCGAAAAGACAGAGAAUCACCAAAAAAAAAGCGUGUAAACCAAAAUCUUCACAACUGUUACAGAAGGAAAAUGAUCCAAAAAUGAGGAGAAUUAACAACAUCAACUAACAUUACAUGCUUCCCUGACAUUAGCAUGUAGCUACAUGUAGCGGUGUGCUUGCAGCCAGGGUACGACAGUAGUGUAACAGCACUUUCUACCAUGAAAAAUCACCAAUGACAGCUUCUAAACCAAAAAACUGGACAUGUUUCAGCAGGUGUAUGAUCCAAAUUUGGGGAGAAAUUCAAAGCAACCAAAAUCACAGGUUUCCCUGACGUUAGCAUGUAGCUACAUGUAGCAGUGUAGGCUACGUAAUGUAAACACUUGUAGUAAUGUGCCUGGAGCAGAUGACCAUCUAAAAAAAUCCAUCACGAGCUCAUGUAAUCUGGUCUCGAAAGUAGAAAAAGGUUUUUUGUUUUUGUUUACCUCAUUAUUUGAACGUUUUUCCAAAUUUAAUAUUAACAUCUGACAUUUUAACAUUAUAUAUAUGACAGAAAAUAAAGAAAAGCAUAAUAGGUUCCCUUUAAUUACUGCAGUCCUGAGUGUUUCUGGCCCCAGUUGCUUUUCAGACACACACACACACACACAGGCUGUCCCUAUGGGAGAUUUAUUAAUGAUCAUCACCUAGGUGUCCUUACCAUUGAGCUUCAGGUCACACAGAGGAAACGAUGACCGAGGCUUCGGCCUGCACGGGCAGUAAAGUCAGAUUUUUAAAUGUGUUUUUAAUUGCGAUCCAAAUCUCUUCAGACGUUUGUUUGAUUCACUUUCACAAAAAUCAGAUGUAGACACAAAGAAAUCUUUGAGUCAGAGUGAGAUGAACUCUGAGUGGCCUUAAGCGAGAGUUUUAGAGGGUUCAAGCUGGUUAAAACAGCAUGUAGGGAGUGCA
Epinephelus moara (kelp grouper) is the source of this 4677-nucleotide messenger RNA. RefSeq names its product sphingosine kinase 1-like. NCBI's taxonomy places the organism in Eukaryota, Metazoa, Chordata, Actinopteri, Perciformes, Serranidae. Gene Ontology annotation, cellular component: membrane; cytoplasm; intracellular membrane-bounded organelle. Bases 82 to 1746 code for a protein of 554 amino acids. Gene Ontology annotation, biological process: cellular response to growth factor stimulus; negative regulation of apoptotic process; sphingosine biosynthetic process. The record is from RefSeq and is a predicted model, not a curated record. The transcript is spliced from 5 exons.